AUGUCGGACACGACAACACCACAAGAGGCCGCCGAGCCGGCCAAGGCGGCGCCCCUUGCCGUUUCUUACCUCCGAGCAGAGUCCGCAUACCCGAUGGAACGGUCGAUGAGCGACAACAUACGGGAGGAGAGAGAGGAUCUGAGAGAGGCGGCAGAGCAGACUCUCAAUGUCAUCGUUGACCUAAAUCUUGAUGGGACCAUCAAAUGGGUCAGCCCAUCUUGGGUCGAUGUGAUCGGAACUCAGCCAGACGCUAUUCAAGGGAAGCCCUUGUCCGACGUCAUUAGCCAUCGGGUACGGUUCGCCGUUGCCCUUGGCUCUCUGUCCAAGCUACUUCCCCUCGAUGACCUUGCGAGUGGCAACGGGGAGGAUGUAUCGCAGGUUAUCGACUUGGAAGCGCAGGGUAUCAUGGUGUACGACGGUGCCUCCGGAGGCGAAAGUCAUAUCCAAAUCGAAAUGCCUGCGGUCAUCGUAGACUCGCUCGGUUCUGGCGCUGAGGUUCUCGCGAGCUAUCUUACCCAGCUAGCAGAGUCUGGAGUUGAUGAUCCUGAGCUCCAUCCACCACCUCCGCCGGUCCUUUGCCGUAUCUGCGAGCGUCAGAUACCCCCUUGGUGGUUUGAGAAGCAUACGGACCUCUGUCUUCAAGAGCAUAGAGCCGAGAUGGAUGUACAGAUGGCCCAAGAAGGGUUGACGGACCAUCGCCACUCGAUUGUCAAAGUGCUCGAUGCUCUUGAAGUCAGACGCAGUCGUACCCUGACUGGUGACCUCUCGUCGCUCCUUCUCCCCGUCAUGCAGUGGCAAUCCCCAAGUACGAACACACUCGAGCAAGAGCAUGGCCUUGCGCUCCUUUGUGCGGACACGGAGCGAGUUGCCAAGUCAAAGGUGGAGGCUGUUCUCCGUCACAGGAGAAUUCUCGAGUAUGCUGAGCGUAUUCGCGUUGAGUUUGCCCUUCUCGUCCAAGAUUGCAUAGACGAGGCGCUGAGAAAGGCUGCUCGUAUUGCGGCGGGCCGUCUGAGUGACUCGGCAGAGGAGGAAGAAGAUGAGCUUCCACCGAUGCAGGAUGAAUCUUUCUUUGGCUCUGUCAGUGACCCUGCUGCUUUAGCCUUGGCCUUGCAAAAUGUCAGCCUCAACGAGAACAUCUCGAGAACGCGGCCAACCUCAUUUGUGGAGUCUCUCCAGUCCUAUAGCCCACAGGAAUGCCCGACGCCAACUUCCAACAUGGGUGGCUUCAAUAUGGUGAUGCCGCCUCGGGAUUCCCGCCGUGAUUCAUUGCGCAAUACUCAAAGAGAGUCGUUCAUUCUUGGCAGCGAGGCGGCCGAAAGUGACGGUAGCAUAAGGCAGUCUUCCGCUGCCCUAUCGGAGUUUAUAAUGAAAGCACCUCCGUCACCGCGCUUAAGUGCCCAUAACGCGCCGCCGCAGGCUCGACCGACGCAGCCCUCCAUCAAAGACUUCGAGAUCAUCAAGCCUAUCUCGAAGGGCGCGUUUGGAAGUGUCUAUCUCUCCAAGAAGAAGUCGACGGGAGAUCGGGAUAUCAUCCACCGCGACCUGAAGCCAGACAAUCUCCUGAUCGAUCAACGGGGCCACCUUAAACUCACCGACUUUGGCCUGUCUCGAAUGGGUCUUGUGGGUCGACAGCAGCGGGCGCUUAAGAGCGAAAACGAGUCUGCUCCUGAUCUGCUCAAGCAAGGCCCGUUCGCCAGGUCUGCCUCUAUCACAUCUUCGCGUUCUACCUCGUUGGACCUGCAUGGUAGCCAUUCGCCAAGUUUGACCCCCUUGAUCACUCCCGGUAGUGGUGAAUUGCUUGCCCAGCCAUCCUACUUCAACAUCGGAUCUUCGCAAUCUGAUUCGCGCCGGCUGACUGGCCAGCGGAGCGAUAGUGGUGGUAGCGAAAGCUUAGUGCAGAUGUUGGGAGGAUUCUCUCUGAACGACUCUGAGGCUGGGUCACAGCCCCAUAGCGCCAAGUCCCACGCGGAUGAGCUUAGCGAGGCAGCUAGCCAAGGAUCCCCAGAUCUAUCGACGAUGCAAAGUCUAUCGCAACAGGGCGGUGACUUUUAUGGAAAGAACACGCCCCCUCAAUCAAGCAUGAUGCCGCCUCCCAUGGCCCUGUUCGACCCAGAGGACACCAAUAGAAGGUUCGUUGGCACUCCCGACUACCUAGCCCCGGAGACUAUCAAGGGCGAGAAGCAAAACGAAACUAGCGAUUGGUGGUCUGUGGGGUGCAUCAUGUUCGAGUUCCUAUUCGGUAUCAAAUGGCCAGAUGAGUCCGAGUGCGAACCUGUGUCAGACGAGGCCAAGGACCUGAUCAACAAACUUCUUUGCAUGGAUCCGAACGAACGGCUUGGCUCCAAUCAGGAUGGAAAAUUUACCUCGGGUGGUGAGGAGAUUAGGAGCCACAGCUGGUUCGGUGACGUCAGUUGGGAUAGCUUGCUGGAGGACGAGGCACAAUUUGUGCCGCAGACGGAGAAUCCGGAAGACACCGAAUACUUUGACGCCAGAGGUGCCACCCUCCAAUCCUUUGCGGAAGAGAUGGAAGAUCAGAGCUCACCACCCUCGUCCGCGGCCGGAUCCGAUUAUCCCGAGCGUCCACACGACGCGCUUUCGAGGGUUCGGUCACAGGUCAACUCGAUCAAGCGUGGGCUUAUGCCUUUGCACAUCCCACCCCAUGUCCGCGAUCACAAGAGCCGGCGGCUGAGCGAGCCGGUUCCAGCGGACGAUUUUGGCAACUUCUCAUUCAAGAACCUACCUGUCCUGGAGAAAGCCAAUAAAGACGUGAUCCAAAAGCUUCGCGCUGAGGCUCUUGCCGUGCAGAACAAGCAGGCACCCUCGAGCCAGGCUACGGCCAUCGGCGCUACCUCGCCCGGCCCAUCACUGGAAGGCAGCCCCAAUAUGUCAAUGCCAAUCCAGCGUACUCUUUCGAACGCGAAGGCAUCGGCCCGUCCGCAGAGCCCUUCUGGCAUCAGCCACGCCAACUCCUCCCCAAACCGCAUGUCGCAGCCCUCAUCGCCGCUUCUCGUUUCCUUUGUCGCUAGUCAAGGAGCCGACGGGCGGAGAAAAGUGUCUAAAGGCCGCCAGCGUAGCCACCUCGUCGCCAAUCAAGGCUCGCGGGGCGGCCCCGCCUCCUCUGGCGCUAUCUCCCCAAAGGGCAUGAGCACCCCGCGCCAAGCGAGCGGCUCCUCGGGUACCCGCUCGCGAUCGCUCACUGUCGGAUCACAGUCACAAGAGGGUAGCCCUGUCGCGUCCGAGACUCUAGUUCAGCGGCACAACAGGAGGAGUCAGGUAUUUGACAUUGAGAUCAAGUUCGACAUCAUCUUCCUCGAGUAUAAAUUGCCCCACAUCAACGGCGCCGACGUUGCGCGCAUGAUUCGGGAGACGAAGAAUGCCAAUUCCCACACGCCCAUUGUUGCUUUGACUGCGUAUCUCAAGGAGCUCCAGGCGCCUCACUACUUUGACUCGCUUAUCGAAAAGCCCAUCAGCUCGUCCAAACUCACAGAGGUGCUGCGUAGCCUGUGUCAGUGGAAGCCUCCAUCACCCAACCAGAGCCUGUCGUCGCUUCCCGUCGCAUACCCACACCCGGCACCCAUGGCAUUGCGACAAGCCAGCCAUCGAUUGGAUGACAGCCCAACGAGCAGCUCGUCCCUGUUUGCGGGACGCCUUAGUGGCAGUCUAGCUUCCUCGAGCCGGGAGCAGUCAAUUAGCUCUAGCCUGUAUGGCGACUCUGAGUCAAUCUCCACUGAUGACAUACCCGUCGUUGUCAGUCGAAAGCCCACGGGCGAAUGGGAAGAGGGUGGUGGUGGCGGCGGCCUCGGUAUCCGGGAUGAAAGCAUCACGAUGCAUGCUGGCACAAAGGCGGUACCAAGCCUUGUGACCCAACAGUCGGCCCCGGGCCAACUUGAGGCGUCGCGGGGGUUAGUCGACAAUUUUAGGACGAGACGCGAAUCGGUAGAGCGGCAGAAUUCAGAAGGUAGCACGGAGUCUGCUGACGACGAAGACGAGGAGUAUGGACUUAACCGCGACAAGCCGUUCCGCCUCAAGACAAGCCUUCCUAGUUCCAAAUUGGGGAUAGAGAUGAUGCGAGCGGACAGCCACGACAGUGUCACGUUGGGUUCCGAGAGUACUCUUGAGCCUGUCACUCAGGUUGUGACACCAUCGCACGAACUCGACGCUCCCCGCUUUCACCAGGGGAGCCAAAGGAAGUCCGGACCCCCAGACUCGGGCAUCCCACGGGAAGGGAGCGGUCUCGGGAUCUCAGUCGAGGAGACGCCGCGGCCCAAUUCGUCUGCUCGACAGACCUCGGAAGACGAACCUACCCCUCGCCCCCUUGUUAAAACGGGUUAG
Molecule: messenger RNA, 4332 nt
Organism: Parascedosporium putredinis
Lineage: Eukaryota; Fungi; Ascomycota; Sordariomycetes; Microascales; Microascaceae
Source: the annotation of a GenBank genome assembly